Colletotrichum lupini is the source of this 2991-nucleotide messenger RNA. RefSeq lists its product as uncharacterized. The coding region runs from base 1 to 2991 and encodes 996 amino acids. Lineage: Eukaryota; Fungi; Ascomycota; Sordariomycetes; Glomerellales; Glomerellaceae. The record is from RefSeq and is a predicted model, not a curated record. The transcript is spliced from 11 exons.
AUGUUGACUGCUCACCUUACCCGCCUUUGCUCGGCAUCUUUUGACCUCCUAGAGCUAGAUGAACAGUUGGCGGAAUUGGCAAUACCGGGUUCCAGCGGCGAAAUAGGGUUCAUCAUUCUCUUUGUUUUCGCUGUUCAGCCGACCUGUCAAACCUUGGCCCACCGCCUCAAUUGCCUUUCCACUUGGGCGUCAAAUGCAGUCAGGCCACAAAGCUUGCCUGAGACCCUCACAAAGCCGGUGUCCAUGAUCAUUUGGUUCAGCCAUAGGGCUGAGGAUUCUCAGCGUAGAAUCUCCCGGCCAUCCGCGGACAAGGUCACAUCACAAGACCCUCGGCUUGCUCUGUACCAGAACAGCUCUUUUCUUUGCGCCAUUUACUUGAAUUUACCUGGGCUACCCAACGGUACUAUUACCGCAUUCAAGGCGUCUAUGGCAUUGUUCCAUCUUAAGCGUAGACCUUGCAUAUGGGUUCACGAUUCAAGGAACAGGCAUGAAGUGUCGACGAUGAACUUCUGGCUGGAGUAUCUGCGAAUGGCUUGUCGUCUUGAUUCAUUACCUGUGGACUGCUUCGCCUCGUUUUACCACAAGUACUCAGACGCCCCGAUCGAAGUUGUUCAGAUGUUCCAUGCGGGCCAGAACGGCAUGCCACCACUUCAAACGGGCCAUUCGCGAGGCGUUUCCAUGCCUCUUGCAGCGUCAGGCUACACUAGCCCAGUGCACAGCUGUGCACACAACUACACGUUCACAAGGCUACAUCAGUUGUCGGAAACUCAUAUGCAACGCACCCUCAAACACGUCCUUCCCACCGACCUCGGGCCACAAUCUCCAUCACCAACACCUACGAAAAUGAAGCUCGUACAUUGCACGACCAGAAAGAUAUCAAAUCACAGCUUCCCUUUACUAGUUGACUAUGCCAUCUUAUCUCAUGUUUACUCGACCCCUGGACAUGAUGAGUGGGACGCAUACGACUCGGCCAGCUUGCCCGAUAACAUAAGCCGCAAAGCAGUCAUCGACAAUGCUUGUCUCCUUGCACGCCAGAAUGGUCUGGACUACAUUUGGAUUGACUCGUUAUGUAUCGAUAAAAACUCGUUUGAUGAGGUCUCUCAUGCCAUCAACUCCCUUUCGGAAUAUUUUCAAAAUGCGCGCAUUUGCUUCGUUUACCUAUUCGAUCUGCCCUGCUGCCCGCCUUACGAAUGUGCAAAAACCUGGAAGAAAUCUCUGUUCUGGAAUCGAUCCUGGAGUCUUCAAGAACUCCUGUUCCCUAAGAGAAUCUACUUCUAUGACUGCAAUUGGCACCUUCGAGGGGACACUUCUUCGCUCGCUUUCCAAUCUUUCUUAGAGCGUGUCACAGGCAUAGAAGACAUACCCAGAGAUACAUCACGACCUAUACAUUCUUUUUCAGUUGCACGCAAGAUGUCUUGGGCAGCAGGAAAGAAGGAUACUCGUGGCGAGGAUUCGUCAUACGCUCUUCUUGGCAUCUUUGGCGUCACCUUGCCAAUAAUUUACGGCGAGGGUAAACAAUUAGCAUUCCGGAACCUUCAGGGGGCAAUUCUAGACAAGACAGGCGAUAUGUCGUUGUUCGCUUGGACCAGCUUUGACGGUUCAAUUCCUCGAGGCAUUUUUGCCAAUUCAGCCGAUGAGUUUAGCUGGUUUGGGAGGACGAAAUUUGCCGGUGUCCCUUUCAAAAACGCCAGAACCUUCACUAUUUCUAGGAGUCGCGACGGGGUCGUAGUAGAAGGUAAUUGCAUUGUUGAAAGCGAGGACACCAUCUUUCUUGACCUUGGGAACGGAGCACGUUUGCGCAGUUACGACUACCUACUAGCACAGAGAUGCGGCAUCUUGAUCCGCCGAGGCGUAUCUGGAAUAUAUCAUCGUGUGGAGCCUAGCGCGAUACAGACAGCCUCUGCAACUGAGCAUGCGAAAGCCAUGCGAAUCACGAUUGAUGCGGGUGACUUCACUAACGGCUCUGUCAAAGCGACUCGAUUCAACCACCUACGAAACUCGAAGACUCGCACACGGUCGAUUAGCAACAAGAACACUGUACUUUCGAUAGACGGCAUUCCUAUACAGGAUGAUCCCUCAAGUACCGGGAGUCCUUUGCAGCAACGCGCCCCCGUCGACGAUUCUGAAAAGAAUUGUGCAGGUUCGAUGCGUGAAGAAAAGUCUCCGACGAUUGAACAUCAAAGAAACCAGUCCCAGGAAGCAGGUCAGACAUCAGUGAAGCAAGAAUGCAUUCUUGAUGCUAUACCAACUGGUCUCGAUCCAGACACUUUCGUCGAGCCAUCGUCCGCUAGGGCUGUCACCCCAGAAUCUCUUGACGACAACACCGCUGGCAGUUCCACGAAGGCGGCUACGGCGACAUCAGCAAAGCAGUCAUUUGCUAGUUACAGAGCUCUGGCGGAUGACAACAUACUUGUCAAAAGUCUAGCUAGGAAGGCGCACAAGAGUUUCAAGACAUACCAGCACAUUGUCAGUCACGACGCAGGAAGGGAGAAGCGACGAAGCAAAACAAACACACUUCCCAUCACUUCGGGUAGACGUGGGUCACGGAAAUCUCAACGAAGAGACAUUCGCGCUCGAUCUACCGAAUUUGCAUGUCCCUUGUUUGUCGAUAGCCCUUGGGAGCAUCUUCAAUGUCUGCGAGUCGAUGCUUUGAUUACAAUGUCAGAUGUCAAAGAUCAUAUUUGGACGGCGCACCGGGUCCCUUACAACUGCCCAGUUUUCGCGGUUCUUCCUGGUCGCAAAAAGCAGUGGUUUGCAGUCUGGAAGAUUCUGAAUUCUUCAACAACUCAACAGCCACCAAAGUCUCCUUUUCUGAGCGACACAAUGGGCUCUGAGGUGGCCUAUUUCAGGAACUUUUACCAGUCUUACAAGCUCAGAGGAAAGAAAACGAUCGGAGUAGGAAGUGAAAGUCUGAUCAGGCUCGAUGAAGCGGUACUUCGGGAGGUUAUCAAUAUUUUGUCGACACUGCUGAAAUACCAGCAGUUGCCAUAG